AUGCUCAAGUUGUGUUUCAUGACAGCUGAUUGCUGCAGGACAUCAGAGAGUAAGGCUGCAUAUCUGGGCGGCUCUGUCACCAUUGACUGCAAAUACCCAGAGAGUGAGGAGAGCAACAUCAGAUACUUCUGCAAAGAAGAUGGAAACUUGUCCUGCAAAAAUGUGAUAAUGGCUCAUGCUGAAAACAACAAUACAAGAACAGACAGGUUUAUUCUGUCAAACAGCAGAAUGAACGGGGUCUACCGUGUAACUAUUUCCAGUCUCACUGAGGAAGAUGCUGGAAAAUACUGGUGUGCUAUGAAGAGAACUGAACCCGUCUCCAUUGCAAAAUUAACAGAGGUGCACCUGAGUGUUGUGAUAGAAAAGCCCGUCAAGACUAAAACAACAACCACCACAGCUUCACUUGCCGCAGCAACAGUGCAGACCUCUGCCUCAGCAGCUUCAGCACCUGCCUCCACAUCACUAACCAGCACUGCUAAAUCAUCCCAGAGUGCUGAUUGCUGCAGGACAUCAGAGAGUAAGGCUGCAUAUCUGGGCGGCUCUGUCACCAUUGACUGCAAAUACCCCGAGAGUGAGGAGAGCAACAUCAGAUACUUCUGCAAAGAAGAUGGAAACUUGUACUGCAAAAAUGUGAUAAUGGCUCGUGCUGAACACAACAAUACACGAAUAGACAGGUUUAUUCUGUCAAACAGCAGAAUGAACGGGGUCUACCGUGUAACUAUUUCCGCUCUCACUGAGGAAGAUGCUGGAAAAUACUGGUGUGCUAUGAAGAGAACUGAACCCGCCUCCAUUGCAAAAUUAACAGAGGUGCACCUGAGUGUUGUGAAAAAGCCUGUCAAGACUAAAACAACAACCACCACAGCUUCACUUGCCGCAGCAACAGUGCAGACCUCUGCCUCAGCAGCUUCAGCACCUGCCUCCACAUCACUAACCAGCACUGCUAAAUCAGCCCAGAGUGGAACAUCCGUAUACACUGCUGUGUCUGUGAGUCUGGCAGUGCUGCUGAUAGUCCUCACCUUACUCAUAAUAUACAAAUAUAAAAUGCACAAGAAGCAAGGAAGUCACAGACCAUCAGAGAACACAGCAAAUAUUGGACACAACAGAGAGGAUGUUCAUGGAGAUCAUGACUAUGAGGAGGUGGAGGAGCGCCUCCAUCAGCCAGCCGCGGGGAGUGCAGUGCAUUCCCUUUAUGCCACAGUCAGCAUGCCCACACAAGCCUUAGACUUUCCCCACUAUGCCAGCGUCAUUUUCCAGAAGAGACCCGGCGCUGAUAGCGAGGCCACUGUCAGUUUCUCAACAGGGAGCUGCUCGACUCCGGCCACAGACAAACCUGACCUCUCAACCUGUGACUAUGCCUGUGUCACUGCAACCCAAAGUGCCACCAAGCCCGCAGGCGAGGACCCUCAGGCCACAGUAGUCUGACAACUGAGGGACUCAUUCAAGACCUUAUUUAAACCUAACUAAGACCAUUUUUCAGCCUUGUUAGCACUUGUAAUACAUGGGGGAGUGUAUGCACCAAAAUAAUAGUCUUUAAAAUUUUUCAGUGAGUAUUUGGGAAAAUGUGGCCUUUGGGUUUGAGCAAGGUGAUGAAAAUAAGAAAGGCAUUUUACUUCUGUUUAUUUUGUUCAUUUUACCUGUGAUAACAAAAUCAAACAAUAUCUCAAUGAGAAAAAACAAAAAAAAAGAUGUUAGUAUCUACAUACUUUUGGGUGCACUGGAACCUGAUGUACUAUCCAGCCCGCUUUUAUUCUUCUGAGUCAGUGUUUGAUGUUGCAGUAGCCUAUUUUUAAUGCCAUCUUUUACUGUAUAUAUGCCUCUUGUC
This is a messenger RNA of Myripristis murdjan (pinecone soldierfish), 1822 nucleotides long. Its product is annotated as CMRF35-like molecule 8. Gene Ontology annotation, cellular component: plasma membrane. The transcript has 7 exons. The record is from RefSeq and is a predicted model, not a curated record. Bases 1 to 1422 code for a protein of 473 amino acids. Lineage: Eukaryota; Metazoa; Chordata; Actinopteri; Holocentriformes; Holocentridae. Gene Ontology annotation, molecular function: transmembrane signaling receptor activity.